AUGUGUGUUGAGACCGGGUGAGACAAUUUGGUUUUAUAGGCCUAUCACAUGCCUAUAUCCUAUCCUGUAUGGUCACAUGACUUGCACCGUCAAAAAUGAAAGCUGGAUGCAGCCAGCAACAGAAUGCAGAAGCGGUCUUAUUUAUCGUUCAUUUGUGCUUAUUUGGUGGUUACCAACUGACUGAAUUACAGAUAUGUCAUCUCUGCAACGGGACAGUGCAGAACGGCACCGCAACGGGACAGUUCUGUUCCAGGUCUGGCGGUUUGAUUGACGGGCGCUGCUGCCUGCGGGGAAAGGAAAACACCAGCAAUGUUGUCUACGUCAUCGGGUUGGAUCUGUCAAACUGCUCCCUAAGUCAUGUUGAGAACCUUCAAGAGGCAUCCACUGCUGCAAUGAUAGAUCUCUCAAUGAACCUCCUUCUGACUCUGGAUGAUUCGCUGUUUGAAGGCUUUAUCCAGUUAGGGAGCCUGAUUCUUCCUUCCAACCUGGUCUGCCCAGGUGGCAAUGCAUCGUGGGAGAAGGUGGAGGUCAAAGGGGAGACUGUUCUUUGCGAAGGACAGAAGGACAUCUGCAACCAGACUGGACAUCUGUCAUUGACCUGCCCUGAGAACUCCCUCUGUUCUGCCGAUGGUCCUGGUUUAUUUCAGUGUGACUGCGUCGAAGACUUUCAUGGGUACAAAUGCCUACGAGAGGGACAGUUCCCAAUAAUCCAGGUCUUUGGGCCUCUAGGGGCCUCUGCAUUUCUGGUCUCUAUCCUGCUAUGGGUUACCCAGAGACGCAAGGCCAAAUUGGUCUGAGGUUCUACCCACUUCCCUAGUCUGAGGCCUGUUCCUGGGACUCUAUGGAAGAUACUGAUUAAUGAAAUGACUGGGGAAAUGCUGACACACUGGACUGUGGACACCAGACUCCAAGGCACUGACCAGUUAGCCCUUCCUUGGCCCCAACCACCACACAGAUCAGCAUCUAUCAGCUUCAAAGCAGAUGAUCUCAGGUGAACUGACAAGCAUUCGUGCUUAUUUGAUUUUGAAAGGAUUUUGGAGAUGUGGAUGAGGUAAAAAACAUGUAGGCACAGUUGCUUGUAUCGUUUCCUUUUCAGGACACAAUCGUAUGUUUACAUUUAUAACCUGUUUUGAUAUGAAAAGCAUACUGACAGAAAUGAUUCAGCUGCUCCUCAUUUACCUAGCGAUCAACAGCAACUGGAGAAGAUUGUUGUUAGAUUUAAUAGAGAAAAUGUGACUAAGACAUUAGGGGUCAGAUUCCCUUAAAAAGUCAUAGCCCUGGGGUGAAAAGCAAUUUCAAUAUACUCUCUUCUCAGCAUGUUUUUAAAGCCGGAGUAAAUGGGCUUAACCAAACUGUUAAUUGAACAAGGUCAAUGAAGCAUGUGAUGUAACCUUUGCAUGCAAAUUGUAGUAGCAAUAAAAUUAAGUAUAAUAUAUUUUUUUUUUAACUGAUAUUUAAAUGUACUGUUUGAGUAAUGAAUUAGGGACAAGAGCAAAGCCAAUUGCUUUGCUGAGUGCUGCUAGUGUUGACUGGCUCUUCAGUAUAUAUUCAUGCUAUCAUUCUAGUUGGUUACCUUCUGCAUUUAAUCUUGGAUUAGAAAAAUGUGAUGUGCUAACUAUGGAUUUCAGGUAUUUGUACUGUUAUGUAGAAUGAAGUUAAGAUAUGGUGUAAGAAUAAAAUAACAGAACAAACUGC
This is a messenger RNA of Esox lucius (northern pike), 1695 nucleotides long. RefSeq names its product all-trans retinoic acid-induced differentiation factor (gene atraid). The transcript is spliced from 7 exons. Gene Ontology annotation, biological process: positive regulation of osteoblast differentiation. The record is from RefSeq and is a predicted model, not a curated record. Gene Ontology annotation, cellular component: intracellular membrane-bounded organelle. Lineage: Eukaryota; Metazoa; Chordata; Actinopteri; Esociformes; Esocidae. Bases 96 to 797 code for a protein of 233 amino acids.